AUGGCGAAGGGCGCAUUUCACGAAAAAAAACAGAUCCUGUUAUCAAAAAAGAUAAACAUUACACUCAGGAGAAAGAUAUUGAAGGUAUAUGUAUGGCCUAUAACAUUAUACUCAGCGGAGACAUGUACAUACAACACAAAUGAAGAGGAAUCGAUAAAAGCAUUUGAGAUGUGGUGCUACGCGCGACGUAUGCAAAAUAUUAAAUGGGUAGGUAGAGUAACAGAUGACCAAGUACUACAAGUAAAUGAACAAAGGACAAGGAUACAUCUCACAAGAGCAAGAAAAUUACAAUUGUUAGGACAUACUUUGAGACAUGAUAGUCUUAUGUAA
Molecule: messenger RNA, 330 nt
Organism: Cinara cedri
Lineage: Eukaryota; Metazoa; Arthropoda; Insecta; Hemiptera; Aphididae
Source: the annotation of a GenBank genome assembly